AUGGCUGACGCAGGAGGAGAUGAAGUCAAGAUCCCAUCGGCAGCCGCUCCCCCGGUUAUGGACGUGCAGGCCGCCUUGAAAGCUGUUCUGCGCUCUGCUAACUUUGCGGAUGGACUUGCUAAAGGUCUUCAUGAGGCAGCCAAGGCUCUCGACAAGCGUGAGGCACAUUUCUGUGUCCUUGCUGAGAACUGUGACGAGCCAAUGUACGUGAAACUGGUGGAAGCUUUAUGCAAUGAGCACAACAUCCCGCUCAUCAAGGUAGCAGACAAGAAAAUCAUCGGAGAGUGGUGCGGUCUUUGCAAAUACGACAAGGAAGGAAAGGCUCGUAAAGUUGUUGGAUGCUCCUGCGCUGUCGUCAAGGACUACGGCAACGAAGAGAUUGGGAAACAAGUUUUACAACAGUACUUCGACUCUAAGAAGUAA
This is a messenger RNA of Cooperia oncophora, 423 nucleotides long. Lineage: Eukaryota; Metazoa; Nematoda; Chromadorea; Rhabditida; Trichostrongylidae. The record is from the annotation of a GenBank genome assembly.